GGGUACCCAGCCUCCGAGGACGCCCAGAUGUACAGAGAUAUCGCUGACGUACUCCUAGACGGGGAUGACUUCUGCACCAUCAACUUCAAGAAGGUGUCGUACGACACCACCAACGGUAGCACUAUUUACAACAGUCUAACUGCCGGUACGUUGCGAGGCUCAGCCAGAAGAAAUUCUGACAACCAGUUCACCACCGUGACAAUCGGUCCUUAUAUAGACAUGUUCACCUCGAAGUAUGUCAUCAUUAAUCAACGUCACAUACUGACGUCAUCAGCCGGUCAGAGGGCGAAAGAUUCCGAGAGUGUAGUCUCGAUACUUCCGGAACAACACAGUCUAUCCGUUGCUGUGGCGACCAUUGCCAAACGGUUGAAAUGGAACAACGUCGCCCUUCUGUCCCAAGACGACUUUUCCACAGUGUUGACACUGGGGAUUCACGGUAUUGAUGUGUCCCCGAUCCGGCUUCCCUCUCGGAUCGCUUCGGAUGAGGAUGCGGAGCUCGUGCACAACCUGAUGGGACUCCGGGCGUCUCAGAAGGAUCGUAUCAUCCUUCAUUCGUCGAAGCGAGACACCGUCACACAUGUUAUGAGAGCUAUUGCCAUGAGCCAGUGUCAGGUCACGGGUCAGAUUGCCAUGAGCCAGUGUCAGGCCACGGUCGUUGGCCGGUGUUCCUUACUGAAACUAUUCGUCUUUAAGGAUUUUGAAGACAUCAUCAACGACGAGAAGUCAUGGCCCGGCACCAUAUUUGGACUGCAACUACUACGGGAGAAGAAGGUCCCAGAAAAUGUGUCACAGAUUGCCAGGAUGCGCAGCAAGACGAGACUUGAGAUGGGUCUGGCUGUGGAUGUCGUGGGUCUUCUACGGCAUGUCCUUCACACAAAGAACUGCAGGAAGCAACCCCCAGCUGAUGACGUCAUGAUCGCGCGAGAAUUCAAUCACACUUUGGCAAAGGUCUCUCCUUACCAGGGGGCGCUGGGGCAGUACAUGUGGCACAACCGUGACCGCAGCAACUACUCCGUCGACAUUCUGCGCUACAGACAGAGUCUGAAAACGGUUGGGAAGUGCACUUUCAGCAAUGGUACGGCGAAGAUUCGGAUGAAGAACGCUACCGUGUAUGACCGCACCAGCGGAGACAGACAGUGGGUCGAGAAACUGAGAGUCGUUGCUCGUUUGCGUGAGCCCUUUGUGAUGAAGACCUUCGAGGGGAAGUACGAGGGUUUCAACGUCGACCUACUGGAGAUGAUCUCCAAGAAAGUCAACUUCACGUAUGACAUCUACGACGUGGAGGAGGGUGCCCACAUCAACAAGUCAGACACUAUGGUGACGGAGCUCCUCACCGGGAAUGCAUCCAUGGCUGUGGGGGACCUGGAGGUGACGGCCGAGACGGAGGAGGUGAUCGCCUUCUCCCACACCAUCCUCUCCACCACCGCCAGCAUCCUGUCCAGGAGGGCCACCAACACCAGGACAUAUUUCCUCUUCCUCGGACCCUUCUCUAUGGGUUUAUGGUUCAUGAUCCUGGGGUUCAUCAUGGUGGCAGGAACCGCCUUGUACACCAUGAGCCGGUUCGACUACACCCAGGAGAACAGCGAGCAGAGGUUCGACCUCAAGGAGAGUAUGUGGUACUCAGUCAAUGUGCUACUGCAGGGCACAACAGAGUAUUCCCCCCAGACGACGUCCAUGAGGACCAUCAUCGCCUUCUUCUGGUUCUGCGUCCUCAUCAUCGACGCCGCCUACACCGCCAACCUGGCCGCCUACCUCACUCUACAACAGAUAGAUAACAGGAUCCGAACAGUGUAUGACCUGGCCGGUCAGACGGAGUUGCUGUAUGGUGUGAGGAUGAACAGCAAUCUGAUGACCUUCUUCGAAAAUGCCAAGGAAGACCCGUAUGAACGUAUGUGGGCAUUUAUGAAACUGGAAGGCACGUUGUGGUCUGACACCGACAUGAUCAUCCAGUCGGUUAAGGAAGGGAAAUUCGUGUUCAUUGCUGAGAAAGUCGUCAACGACUACUACGCAUUAGGUCACUGUGAACUGGAGUCCAUUGAGCAGAACUUUGCUCAGAAAGACUUCAGUCUAGGCUUUCCACGAGGAGCUCCUUACAAGGACGAUGUCAACAGAGCGCUGCUGUCUCUGAAGGAGGAAGGAAAACUGGACACGCUCAUUAAGAAAUGGUGGACUUCCCGUAGCAACUGCACCACCGACACGGACACACGGUCAGUCAAAAACAAGGCCACCAAGGAACUGGAGCUCACCCACAUGUACGGCGUCUUCAUGGUGCUCGGCGCAUUCGUUGUCCUCGCCCUCUUCGUUGAAGUCAUUGAGAGGAUCCACAUGUGUUUCGAGGUCAGGAGGAAAAAAAAGGAGAAAGACGUGAAGGAAGACCUGCAGAGACCGACGACGUUGAGCGAGGGGUUCCUGCCGCAGGCUGUUGAUGCCGCCGUCGCCGAUAUUGACAAGAAGGAAUACUGA
Molecule: messenger RNA, 2463 nt
Organism: Haliotis rubra (blacklip abalone)
Lineage: Eukaryota; Metazoa; Mollusca; Gastropoda; Lepetellida; Haliotidae
Product: glutamate receptor ionotropic, kainate 2-like
Exons: 16
Coding region: 28-2463 (811 amino acids)
Cellular component (GO): membrane
Molecular function (GO): glutamate-gated receptor activity
Source: RefSeq, a predicted model, not a curated record